GGUCCUCCAAGAAGUACACAUUCAUCUGUAGGAGGGGAAAAGAAGUUAUCCGUCACCAUGAGUACGGACGCUGAGAUGCAAGCCUACGGCAAGGCUGCCAUAUACCUCCGUAAGUCUGAGAAGGAGAGGAUGGAGGCACAAGCCGCACCCUUUGAUUCAAAGAACGCCUGCUAUGUGACAGACAAGGUGGAGCUGUACCUUAAGGGUCUGGUCACUGCCAGGGCCGACGGGAAGUGUACUGUAACAGUCACGAAACCUGACGGCAGUAAGGAGGAAGGAAAAGAGUUCAAAGAUGCAGACAUCUAUGAGAUGAACCCCCCUAAGUACGACAAGAUUGAGGACAUGGCCAUGAUGACCUACCUGAAUGAAGCCUCUGUGUUGUAUAACCUCAAAGAGCGUUAUGCAGCAUGGAUGAUCUAUACCUACUCUGGGCUCUUCUGUGCCACGGUGAACCCCUACAAGUGGCUCCCUGUGUACGAUGAAGAGGUUGUCAACGCCUACAGAGGGAAGAAGAGGGUGGAGGCUCCACCCCAUAUCUUCUCUGUCUCUGACAACGCCUUUCAGUUCAUGAUGAUUGAUAAGGAGAACCAGUCCGUCCUGAUUACUGGAGAAUCCGGUGCAGGAAAGACUGUCAACACCAAGCGUGUCAUCCAGUACUUUGCCACCAUUGCAGUGUCUGGUGGCAAGAAGGAAGCAGACCCCAACAAAAUGCAGGGGUCUCUUGAGGAUCAGAUCAUUGCAGCUAACCCUCUGCUGGAGUCUUACGGUAAUGCCAAGACAGUGAGGAACGACAACUCGUCUCGCUUUGGUAAAUUCAUCAGGAUUCACUUCCAAGCUGGUAAACUGGCUAAAGCUGACAUUGAAACCUACCUGCUGGAGAAGUCCAGAGUGUCCUUCCAGCUGCCCGAUGAGAGAGGCUACCACAUCUUCUUCCAGAUGAUGACAGGCCACAAACCUGAGCUAGUUGAAUUGGCGCUCCUCACCACCAACCCCUACGACUUCCCCAUGUGCAGUCAGGGACAGAUCACUGUGGCCAGCAUUAAUGACAAUGACGAGCUGGAUGCCACAGAUGAAGCCAUUACAAUCCUGGGCUUCACUAAUGAGGAGAAGCUUGGCAUCUACAAGCUGACAGGAGCUGUAGUGCACCAUGGAAACUUGAAAUUCAAGCAGAAGCAGCGUGAGGAGCAGGCCGAGCCAGACGGCACAGAGGUGGCUGAUAAAAUCGCCUACCUGCUGGGCCUGAACUCAGCUGAGAUGUUGAAGGCUCUGUGCUACCCCAGAGUGAAGGUCGGCAACGAGUAUGUGACCAAGGGACAGACUGUGGCUCAGGUUAAUAACUCAGUCAGUGCUCUGGCCAAGUCCAUCUAUGAGAGGAUGUUCUUGUGGAUGGUCAUCCGUAUCAAUGAGAUGUUGGACACCAAGAAUCCAAGGCAGUUCUAUAUUGGUGUGCUCGACAUUGCCGGGUUUGAGAUCUUUGAUUACAACAGCAUGGAGCAGCUGUGCAUCAACUUCACCAAUGAGAAACUGCAACAGUUUUUCAACCACACCAUGUUCGUCCUGGAGCAAGAGGAGUACAAGAAGGAGGGAAUCGUCUGGGCCUUCAUUGACUUCGGCAUGGACUUGGCUGCCUGCAUUGAGCUUAUUGAGAAGCCAUUGGGCAUCUUCUCCAUCCUUGAAGAGGAGUGCAUGUUCCCCAAGUCUUCAGACACUACCUUCAAGGACAAGCUGUACGCCCAGCAUCUUGGCAAAACAAAGGCGUUUGAGAAGCCCAAGCCUGCCAAAGGCAAGGCAGAGGCCCACUUCUCCCUGGUGCACUACGCCGGUACUGUGGACUACAACAUCACUGGAUGGCUGGAGAAGAACAAGGACCCCCUGAACGACUCAGUUUGUCAGUUGUACGGGAAGUCCGCAGUCAAAAUUUUGGCUGCCCUGUAUCCACCUCCCCCUCCUGAGGAUAAAGCCAAGAAAGGAGGCAAGAAGAAGGGUGGUUCCAUGCAGACUGUGUCCUCCCAGUUCAGGGAGAACUUACAUAAGCUGAUGACCAACUUGAGGAGCACUCAUCCUCACUUUGUGCGCUGCCUGAUCCCCAAUGAGUCAAAGACUCCAGGUCUGAUGGAGAACUUCCUGGUUAUCCACCAGCUCAGGUGUAAUGGUGUACUGGAGGGUAUCAGGAUCUGCAGAAAGGGAUUCCCCAGCAGAAUCAUCUAUGCUGACUUCAAGCAGAGGUACAAAGUACUGAAUGCCAGUGUCAUCCCUGAGGGCCAGUUCAUGGACAACAAGAAGGCUUCUGAGAAGCUGCUUGGGUCCAUUGAUGUGAAUCACGAGGAUUACAAGUUUGGACACACCAAGGUGUUCUUCAAAGCCGGUCUGCUGGGUGUCCUGGAGGAGAUGAGAGAUGAGAAGCUGGCCUCCCUGGUCGGCAUGGUCCAGGCUCUCAGCCGUGGAUUCCUCAUGAGGAGAGAGUUUAGCAAGAUGAUGGAGAGGAGAGAAUCAGUUUACGCCAUCCAGUACAACAUCCGCUCAUUCAUGAAUGUCAAAACCUGGCCAUGGAUGAAGUUGUACUUCAAGAUCAAGCCCCUGCUGCAGAGCGCUGAGACUGAGAAGGAGCUGGCCAACAUGAAGGAGAACUAUGAGAAGAUGACAGCAGACCUGGCAAAAGCUCUGGCCACAAAGAAGCAAAUGGAGGAGAAGUUGGUGGCCCUGACGCAGGAGAAGAACGACCUGUCACUCCAAGUCGCAUCUGAAGGAGAGAGUCUGAACGAUGCUGAGGAAAGGUGUGAGGGGCUCAUCAAGAGCAAGAUCCAGCUGGAGGCCAAACUCAAAGAGACGACCGAGAGGCUGGAGGAUGAGGAGGAGAUCAAUGCUGAGUUGACUGCCAAGAAGAGGAAGCUGGAGGAUGAGUGCUCUGAGCUGAAGAAGGACAUUGAUGACCUGGAGCUCACCCUGGCCAAAGUGGAGAAGGAGAAGCACGCCACUGAAAACAAGGUUAAAAACCUGACAGAGGAGAUGGCGUCUAUGGAUGAGAGUGUUGCCAAGCUGACCAAGGAGAAGAAAGCCCUCCAAGAGGCCCACCAGCAGACACUGGAUGACCUGCAGGCAGAGGAGGACAAAGUCAACACUCUGACCAAGGCCAAGACCAAGCUGGAACAGCAAGUGGACGACCUUGAGGGUUCUCUGGAGCAAGAGAAGAAGCUCCGUAUGGACCUUGAGAGAUCCAAGAGAAAGCUGGAGGGAGAUCUGAAACUGGCCCAGGAGUCCAUAAUGGACCUGGAGAAUGACAAGCAGCAAGCUGAUGAGAAAAUCAAGAAGUAA
Molecule: messenger RNA, 3312 nt
Organism: Oncorhynchus tshawytscha (Chinook salmon)
Lineage: Eukaryota; Metazoa; Chordata; Actinopteri; Salmoniformes; Salmonidae
Product: myosin heavy chain, fast skeletal muscle-like
Exons: 24
Coding region: 58-3312 (1084 amino acids)
Cellular component (GO): myosin complex
Molecular function (GO): ATP binding; actin filament binding; cytoskeletal motor activity
Source: RefSeq, a predicted model, not a curated record